AUGGCUCGCGUUUCAAGAAUCCUCACCACGGCGGCUGAGCCACCAGCGGCGGUGAACGUGGAGUCGGACUUUGUGGUUAUAUUAGCAGCUCUUCUAUGUGCAUUAAUAUGUGUGGUGGGGCUUAUUGCGGUGGCUCGUUGUGCCUGGAUCCGCCGUGUUACCGGGGGCGCCGCCGGUGGGUCACCGUCUCUGGCCAAAGCUAACAAGGGUGUGAAGAAGAAGAACCUCCAGCUGCUCCCCAGGUUCACUUACUCUGCUGAAGGUUGCAGCGGAGAGGGUGGUGGUGCCACCCCCAAGUUUGGAUCAACAGAGUGUGCAAUUUGCUUAGGUGAGUUUGUUGAAGGAGAUGAAGUGAGGGUUUUGCCUCAGUGUGCUCAUGGGUUCCAUGUUGUAUGCAUUGACACGUGGCUUGGGUCUCAUUCCUCUUGUCCCUCUUGUCGUCAGAUUUUGGUGGUGGCUAGGUGUCAGAAAUGUGGUCAGUUUCCUGCUUCCUCCUCCUCCUUCUCCGCCUCUUGUGAUGGUGGAGCUGACACCGAGAUUGAGUUGAGCACUGUAGAAGAUAGAAAUGCCAAUAAUUGUAAUACCAAUCACGCCCAUGAUGCUAGCACUUUCUUGCCUUGA
Molecule: messenger RNA, 621 nt
Organism: Dovyalis caffra
Lineage: Eukaryota; Viridiplantae; Streptophyta; Magnoliopsida; Malpighiales; Salicaceae
Source: the annotation of a GenBank genome assembly